This is a messenger RNA of Mangifera indica (mango), 2778 nucleotides long. RefSeq lists its product as uncharacterized. The record is from RefSeq and is a predicted model, not a curated record. The transcript is spliced from 6 exons. Lineage: Eukaryota; Viridiplantae; Streptophyta; Magnoliopsida; Sapindales; Anacardiaceae. Bases 309 to 2435 code for a protein of 708 amino acids.
AAUUAAAUAAUAUUUGGUUGAAGCACAGGUAAAUUUUUGUUUGGUAGUCUUUUCUAGGCAGAUAGAAGAUGGGAAAAGUAUCUCUCAAGCGAAGGAACAAGAACAAAGAACUGCAAAAAACGAAAGGGUGUUCAGAAUCAGACUAAAGAAAGGAAAUUAAGAAUGGAUUAGGGUUUUGACAUGGAGGUGUCGAUCAAGUAUUGUAGCUUCCUACUGGAUCUGAAACAUUAAAAAGACCUCAGCUUGGAUCUGUUUAUUCUUCAACCAAACAAACACAGCCACACAACAGACAAAAAGUCUAAGACAACAUGCAUGCUAAGCAUCGAAGUCCUGGAAAUGGGUAUAGAUCUAAUUCAAUGGGAAUGGGAAUGCCUCCUGAAGGGUCAGCUAGAGGCCGUGCAUUUUAUUCAGAAUAUCGAAGCUUUAAUCGGGGGUUUGGGCGUGGCCAGGGCCAGCCUAAAUCAUUUCAGCAAUCAAACCCAACACUACGAAAAAGUGAUGUUUUUAUGGAAGCUGGUCGACUUGCAGCUGAGUACUUAGUUUCUCAAGGACUGCUGCCUCCUAGCAUACUCACUGUUAAAAUGCAGAAUGGUACUUUUAGAUCAGAAGAUGGAGAAAACAUGCAGCUUCCUCCUGAAGGCACGCCAGCCCUUGCUCAUCUUGCUAAUUCUGGUUCUGAUGUUGGGUUUGGUAGGAGAAAAUAUCCUGAUGAUAAUAACUCAAUGGGAUUGAGGAAUUAUUUGAAUCGAAGGAAAAAAGGAGGGUUCUUCAAGAGUAACAGCUUGGACUGGGGAAGAGAAUACAGGAGAAGUGGAUCAUGCUCUGAAAAAGGUAGGAUAUCCCCUGAUAUUGAGGAUGAUUUUGAUUCUUAUCCUGGAAAUCAAGAGGAGCAACAAGUUAGUAAAGAUGUUGGUAAUGGAUUGCAGAAGCCAGGUUUAGGUGUGUUAGCACCAAAAAGUGAUGAAGUCAGCGGUUUAGAGUCUGAAUUGGAAAAGUACAAUAUCCAGGGCGAAAUGGGAUCCAGACCAAGUUCUUCUAGUGUUGGGAAAGAUUUACUGCAUGAUACUGACGUGGAAUUCUCCAAGAAGCCUGUGGAUUCAACAAACAUGGAUAUGGAGGCUGGGGAGCUAAAAGAUGAGAUUUGUAAUGAUGAAAUUGAGGAACAAGAUGCCUUGGAGGAAUCAGCCAUCAAACAUUAUCCUCUGGAGGAUGAUACUUCAACCAAGAGUAACACUGACCUGCUGACAUUGUGCAGAUUUUCCAAGAUGCCUACCAAAAUCCGUUCUUCUUUAACGUAUAAAGGCCUGAAGGUUGAUUCAGUUUCAAAUCAUGAUUUGGAAAAGACUUCUGAUACCAUACUUCCGAUAGGAUCCGAAGUGUUAGUUGAAAAUAACUCUUUGGUUGGCUCUGCUGUUGGUGUACUGCCAGAUAAAACUCUUGAUUCAAAGUGCCCUGACUCUGAAAUAUCUAAAUCUCCGCAUGUGCAAUCUGUUGAGGGUGAUGGAGCAUUAGGUUCUGUUUAUGGCAUCGAUCAAGGCCAAUUUAUGAGGUCUCAACCCUUCACAGAUAGAGUUUUAGUUUGUGAUGUUGAUCAGGAAUUAUGUCAGGGGCUUUCUGAUCUCCAAAAGUCUAGCUCCAUGGUCAGAGAGAGGGGUGAAAAACGAACUAUGGAAGAGCACGAUUCAGUGGAGGCAACCAAGAAAUUAAGAGAAUGGUUUCCUUCCAUGGUUACUAAUUCCAAUGAACAUUCAAACAUAUCUAGUAUGAGUGACAAUAAAGCAAGUUCACGAGAAGAAAGAGCUGCACCCUGUAAAAUGAGUCUUGCUGUUGAUCCAGAGAACUCAGUUAAUAGUUUUCAAUUCCCAAGGAUAGGCGGUGAACCUUGUGUUGAUUAUGCACGAGAGAAACAACUGUUUCCUGGUUCGUUUAGAAUUUGUGACCUUAAUCUUAUGGAAGCUUCUGACACAAAUGAGAAUCAUCAUAGUGAUCCAACUCUAAUCUUCCCUACUAUACCGAAAAAAGAGGCUACGCCAGUUGAUAUUGAUCUAUCAAUGAGUAAUUCCAUCAUGUCUGGUGAAUAUAGUAGACAAACAAAUGAUGGUAAGGAGAUUGAGAUCAUUGAUUUAGAGAAUGAUUCUGACCCAACAGAAAAGGCUCCUGAUAAUUCAGAGCGAAAGAUAGAUAUGUUUACAGGAAUGGAAAGCUUUCCUAAUCGUGUACAGAAUGCUGAUCAUAUUCCUGAUGUUCAGGAUAAUUAUGAUGGGCUUAUGUUCACACAAUUACUCAAUAACUUUCCAGAUUGUCCUGCAGUUCCAGUGGAUAUAAAUGCUCUGCAGAAUGAGAUGGCCAUUCACAAUGGAGAGGGGGCUCUUGGUGAUGAUGAUUCAAUAUAUAUGUCCCUUGGUGAAAUACCAUUAAGUAUGCCAGAUAUUUAAUUUCAUGGUUUUUUGCGUGGCUGGUAGCAGCCACCACCACAGGAGUAUGAGAAGCCCUUUUGAUUCGACAUGUGCUUUUAAAUCAAAGAAUAUUUGUUGGUAUUCAUAAUAUUCAUUGAUGGAGUUGUGUUGUUUUGCUGCUAAAAUGAAUGACUAAAAUUAUACAACUCCAGCACAGCUUUAGUUUAGAUUUGGUUUUGUUUAUAUAGGAUAAAUGUAUUCCUUAUGUAGGAAUGUUAGUAAAUGGUGAAUUCUCACCAUAUUUGGCUGUAGCAACUCAUUGAUAAACCUAAAGUUUAUCAUCAAGUUUGUGUUUAAAUCAACCAUUUCUUUCUUCUCUGCA